Messenger RNA from Varanus komodoensis (Komodo dragon), 1191 nucleotides. Its product is annotated as lipase member M-like. Gene Ontology annotation, molecular function: hydrolase activity, acting on ester bonds. Lineage: Eukaryota; Metazoa; Chordata; Lepidosauria; Squamata; Varanidae. The transcript has 9 exons. Gene Ontology annotation, biological process: lipid metabolic process. The record is from RefSeq and is a predicted model, not a curated record. The coding region runs from base 1 to 1191 and encodes 396 amino acids.
AUGUUGCUGCUUAUCAUGAUGUCCCUUUUGGUCCUGGGACCGACAGGUUCAGAACAAUCCUCAAGAAACAAGAGAGAGGUAGAUCCAGAAGCAUUCAUGAACAUUAGUGAAGUCAUAGAGCAUGAAGACUACCCUAAUGAGGAAUAUGAAAUUCUUACAGAUGAUGGCUAUUAUCUUGUCAUCAAUAGAAUUCCUCAUGGCAGAAAAACAUCAGAAAAUACAGGUGCAAAGCCUGUUGCAUUAGUAAUGCCUGGAAUCCUUACAAAUGGUGGAAUCUGGGUCACUAAUUUGCCCAACAAUAGCCUGGGCUUCAUCCUGGCAGAUGCUGGCUUUGACGUGUGGCUGGCAAACAACAGGGGCAACAGAUGGUGCACAAGACACCACAAUUUUUCACGCAAUCAAGAGGAAUUCUGGAACUUCAGUUUUCAUGAAAUGGGAAUGAAUGACGUGCCUGCUAUUAUAAAUUUUGUUCUAGCAAAAACUAUGCAGAAACAAAUUUACUACAUUGGCUAUUCGCAAGGCUCCACAUUAGGUUUCAUUGCAUUUUCAGCCAUGCCCCAGUUGGCUCAGAAAAUCAAAGUAUUUUUUAUAUUUGGUCCUAUACAUUUGCUGAAACAUACCAAAUCUCUGUAUCCAAAACUAGCUGUUUUCAGUGAUGCUUUUGCAAAGAGUGUACUUGGUAAGAAAGAAUUUUGUGUUCUGCCUAAUAAUGCUACAAGAGCAUUCACUGCAAAGUUGUGUAACAAGAACGUCUGGAACAAAGUUUGUGCCAAAUUAAUUUUCUCAGCUGGUGGAAUUAGCAAAAACAAUGUAAAUAUGAGUCGCCUUGAUGUCAUGGCAACCCAUUUACUGGAUUGCACAUCAGUAAAAAAUAUCUUACACUGGGCACAGGUAGCUCAAAGUGGAGAGUUCAAAGCUUUUGACUAUGGUUCCAAAAAUAUGAAAAAUUAUAAUCAGGUUUCCCCUCCUUUUUACAACAUAAAAGAUAUGAAUGUACCAACAGUGGUGUGGAGUGGUGGAAAGGACAUAAUGGCAACACCAGAGGACACUACAGAAGUGCUCUCUCUUCUUGGAAAUUUAAUAUACCACAAAGAAAUUCGUCAUUGGAUGCAUUAUGACUUUGUCUUUGGCCUUGAUGCCCGUCAAGAAGUGUAUGAUGAACUUGUUGAAAUCAUGCAAUAUUUCCCAUAA